Molecule: messenger RNA, 2560 nt
Organism: Pipistrellus kuhlii (Kuhl's pipistrelle)
Lineage: Eukaryota; Metazoa; Chordata; Mammalia; Chiroptera; Vespertilionidae
Gene: CAVIN4
Product: caveolae associated protein 4
Exons: 2
Coding region: 358-1452 (364 amino acids)
Biological process (GO): regulation of gene expression
Cellular component (GO): cytoplasm; caveola
Source: RefSeq, a predicted model, not a curated record
AAAUCUCACCCAACAUUUGGAGUUCGCUUUUUCGGUCCUUUGGCUUCUAGGCUUAAUAUUAGCAACAUGGUGGCUUCACUGAGCUUUUUUGAAAAAAAGCUUUUCUCCUCUAUCCACACAGUCUUAUUUGGGUCCCUUAGUCAGUCCGUAAGCAUGUUUGGAACAGUCCCCAGUGCUCUGCCAGGGCUCAUAUUGCAGAACCGUCACGUAUGGGCGUUUGUAGUUAUAAAUACUUGACCCGUCUCCAGGGGUGGGGCUUCCAACCCUUUAAACAGCCCCGUUGCCCGUUAUCAGGCUGUUGGCUCUCAGUGCCAGGAUUGGUGGUGGGAGGCCCUCUGUAACUGGGACACGAGUGAAAUGGAACAUAAUGGGUCUGCUUCAAAUGCUGAGAAGAUCCACCAGAACCGCCUGUCGGCCGAAGAUGAAGACCAGGACGCGGCCCUCACCAUCGUGACGGUGCUGGACAGAGUGGCCACCAUCGUGGACAAAGUGCAGGCAAGCCAGAAGAGGAUCGAGGAGAGGCACCGGGUGGUGGAAAACUCCAUUAAGUCCGUGCAGAUCGACCUGCUGAAGCUGUCGCAGGCACACAGCAACACGGGCUAUGUCAUCAACAAGCUCUUUGAGAAAACCCGCAAGGUCAGUGCCCACAUUAAGGACGUGAAGGCCCGAGUGGAGAAGCAGCAAGUUCACGUGACGAAAGUGGAAACGAAGCAAGAGGAGAUAAUGAAGAAGAACAAAUUCCGGGUGGUGAUAUUCCAGGAGGAUAUUCGGUGUCCAACAUCCCUGUCUAUUGUUAAAGACAAAAGCAUAACUGAGAAUCAAGAGGAGGACGAUGAAGAUGUCUUUGAUCCCCCAAUAGAGCUGUCUUCGGAUGAAGAAUAUUACAUUGAAGAAAGCAGAUCCACAAGGUUUAGAAAGUCAGGCAAGGAGCGCAUAGAUAAUAUCAAAAAGGCAUUUUCCAAAGAAAACAUGCAGAAGACGCGGCAGAAUUUUGACAAGAAAGUCAACAGAAUGCGAACUAGAAUAGUGACCCCAGAGAGGAGAGAGAGGCUCAGGCAGUCAGGGGAGAGGUUGAGGCAGUCAGGAGAGAGGCUGAAACAGUCAGGGGAAAGGUUUAAGCAAUCUAUUUCUAAUGCAGCUCCCUCGAAGGACACGUUUAAGAUGCGUGGCCUUCGGAAAGCUAGAGGAGGAAUGGGAACAGUGGCCGAAGGGCCAGGAGAGACCAGGGAGAUGGGCGUGGACAUCAUUGCCGGGAGCCAGUCUCUGAGCCCCAUCAGUGAGCUCUACGGCAAUGAGCUCAGCGAAACAGACCACGAGGAGGCCAGGGUGGUGCAUCCUUCCAGCGAAGAGGGGGAAAUCACAACUCCUGAGCCUUUAAGAGUUACUUUUAAGCCCCAGGUGAGAGUAGAGGAUGACGAAUCUCUUUUGGUAGAUUUAAAGCAGUCUUCAUAGAGAGGAAUUAAGUAUAUGUUCAGUAAAUCACCUUAAUCAUGCAGUUCUAAUUUAAGUAAGUAGUAUAGUCACGUAACCUUGAUAGGCCAUUUAAGAAACAAUAAAUGGUAUGAUUUUUAUUUCUUAUGUUUAAACUCUUAAAGGUAAUACAAAUAUCAUAUACACUUCCUAGUAACUUCCUUGGGGCUUUGUUCUUUCUCCCCCGGGCUUGUAAGAUUCUAGCAGCAUCCUCUCAUGUCAUUCUCAUGGCAGCUGUGCAUUCUUAAGUUCCUUUCUCAUGCACACCAGAAAAGUAGGAUUCUAGAGAGGGCCAGUUAGGUGUUUAGUAGUUUAAGACAAGUGAAGGGCAGAUUUGUGGCCAUGAUUUGCAAGUGAACUCUCGAUUUUGGUCUAGAUUUAAGGGGGUGUGGCCACCCUCCAUGGAGAUUAUGGCAUCCACAUGUUCAAAUCCAUAGAUUGGCUAGUAAAUUAGUAAUUGCACGUCUUUUUGGUGCUUUUGCAUGAAGAAUGGAGGUUCUUGAUUGAGCAUUUGGUUCUGGGUCACAGCUGUUCAUACAGGGAGCGCUUGGUAUGUGGCCUGCUCGUAAGCUCAUCAGCAAAUUGGAGGGGGUAGACCUGUCCUGCCCAUCUCAGAGCACCGUUGUGAAGAUCCAAGGAAACGCUGUGCAUUCUGGGGUCACAAGACACACAUCCAGAGGAAACGAGCCCUACUGAUUUCUCAAACACAGAAUCGGACUAAUCACACCUGAAAAAGUCCUGCCAGCCACGUGGUGGGGACGUAGGUUGGACAGACACUAAAGUGGGUGUUCAAGUCUUUUCACAGAAUCAGUGCUUAUGUGACAUCUCUCUUUUUUUUUAAUCAAAGACUAAAAUGAAACCUUGGGCUUGGGUUGGAUCUUAAGAGUUUUUUUUUUUUUUUAAGUCUUUUUCUAAUUUUCUUUUUAUUUUGAUCUGUGGUGGACUAUAGCAACAUUUGUUUGAGGAGCGUGCAGCAUAAGACUGUGGCUGUGUACAAAGCUAGUCCUGUUUGGGAGGGGAGGUGGUGUUUGGAAUCAACCUCAGAUAAUUCUGUUUUACAGAGUGCAGCCCUCAGGGUGUGUCUGUCCAA